CCUGCCCAUGUGAGUAUAUGAUCUGCAGGAAUAUGUUUAAGAAAUUUCAGGCAAGAGAGUCUGUAUCAGGGGUAAGUCAAGUUAAGUCAUCUGUCCAGCGUGGGAUAAAAACCAAAUUGGUGGAUCAAUUCCCUCCUAUUGAUGAUUACAUAGCGCAAAUAUUUCCAAAAAAGGAGCCCCUAGUUCUUGUGAAAUGUCAUGAGCAUAUAGAAAUAUUAUCUGUCAACCAAGAGAUUCUUUUCUUCAGACAAAGAGAAGGAGAUUACUUACCAUCUCUUAGACUCUUACACAAAUAUCCAGUCAUUUUACCUUGUCAACAAGUUGACAAAGGAGCAAUCAAAUUUCUACUAAGUGGUGCAAAUGUUAUGUGCAGAGGUUUGACCAGUCCAGGAGCAAAGCUUGCAGACUUGCCAAAGGGAGCAGUAGUUGCAAUAACUGCGGAGGGAAAACAACAUGCUCUAGCAAUAGGAAAAAUGACAAUGUCUGCAGGAGAAAUACGAGAUACAAACAAAGGAAUUGGUAUUGAGGUGAUACACUUCUUGAAUGAUGGACUUUGGCAAAUGAAGCAGUUGGAAAAAUGAUUAUUUAAACAAAUGAUGUGUAUAAAUAUGAAAGUUAAUGGACAUUGUUAAGUGCAAAUGUAAAACCUUCUCAAGAAUGUCUAUAGCAAUAACUUGCAAAGUAAUGUAUGAUAGUAGAGGAGAGAAUCAUUUAAAGCUGUUUUAAUGCACAUGAAUAUCAAUUAAAGAACAAUUUUGUUUUUUUUAACUUA
This is a messenger RNA of Pocillopora verrucosa, 772 nucleotides long. RefSeq names its product malignant T-cell-amplified sequence 1. Lineage: Eukaryota; Metazoa; Cnidaria; Anthozoa; Scleractinia; Pocilloporidae. Gene Ontology annotation, molecular function: RNA binding. Gene Ontology annotation, biological process: formation of translation preinitiation complex. The record is from RefSeq and is a predicted model, not a curated record.